Messenger RNA from Physeter macrocephalus (sperm whale), 985 nucleotides. Its product is annotated as nucleotide triphosphate diphosphatase NUDT15-like. The record is from RefSeq and is a predicted model, not a curated record. Gene Ontology annotation, molecular function: 8-oxo-7,8-dihydrodeoxyguanosine triphosphate pyrophosphatase activity. Gene Ontology annotation, cellular component: cytosol. NCBI's taxonomy places the organism in Eukaryota, Metazoa, Chordata, Mammalia, Artiodactyla, Physeteridae. Gene Ontology annotation, biological process: dGTP catabolic process.
AUGACGGCCAGUGCAGCAGAGCCGCAGGGGCGGCGCCCAGGAGUCGGGGUAGGAGUCGUGGUGACCAGCUGCAGGCAUCCUCACUGCAUCCUCCUGGGGGGAAGAAAGAAAGGGUCAUUUGGAGCCGGCAGUUUGCAACUUCCCAGGGGCCACUUGGAGUUCGGUGAAAGCUGGAAAGAAUGUGCUCAAAGGGAAACCUGGGAAGAAGCAGCUCUUCACCUGAAAAAUGUUCGCUUUGCCUCGGUUGUGAAUUCUUUCGUUGAGGAAGAGAAUUACCAUUAUGUCACUAUUUUAAUGAAAGGAGAGGUGGACAUGACUCAUGAUUCAGAACCAAAGAAUGUAGAGCCUGAGAAAAAUGAAAGUUGGGAGUGGGUUCCUUGGGAAGAAUUUCCUCCCCUGGACCAGCUUUUCUGGGCACUACGUUGUUUAAAGGAACAAGGCUAUGAUCCAUUUAAAGAAGAUUUGGAUCAUCUGGUAGGAUACAAAGGAAAUCACCUAGAGGUCUUAGUAGCGGCACACGGGAUCUUCAUUGUGGCACGUGGGAUCUUUUGUUGUGGCGCGCGGGCUUAUUGCCCUGCGGCAUAUGGGAUCUUAGUUCCCGAACCAGGGAUCGAACCCGCGUCCCCUGCAUUGGAAGGCGGAUUCUUAACCACUGGACCACCAGGUCCUUCAUCAUCUUCUCUCCGAUUCCUGCAGCUGUACCCUCAGGCUGAUUGACUGAGGGAACUGAGAUCCCACAUGCCGCGGGUCAACCAAGCCCAUGUGCCACAACUACUGAGCUUGCGCGCCUCAACGAGAGAGCCCUCGUGCUGCAACUACAGAGCCCACUCGCUCUCGAGCCCACACGCCACAACUAGAGAGAAGCCCAAGCGCCGCAACGAAAAGAUCCUGCGUGCCGUAACUAAGACCAGAUGCAGCCAAAUAAAUAAAUAAAAUAAACGAAUAAAAUAAAUAAAUAUUUUUUUAAAAAAAGGGAAUGACAUGG